GUAAGACGGAGGAAAUAGCGGAAGCGAGCCCGGUCGAUUCUGCCAUACAGCAAGUGGUUGGCAGCGGCGGGCAGCGCGUCAUCGCCAUUGUGACGGACGGAGCUCCCCUGGGCGGCCUGCAAACCGCCCUCCCCGCCAGCGGCCUCGGCCAGCCCUUCCUCCUCACCGUGCAGGACGGGCAGCAAGUUUUCACGGUACCUGCUGGUCAGGUUGCAGAAGAGACCCUUAUCCAAGGCGGAGGUGACGCAGGAGAGGAAGAAACGCCGCUGGCCAAGAAGCAAAAAGUGGAACAAAACGCAGACGACUCAAAGAAAGACAAGGACGGUGACGACAGGGAGGUGCUCCAACAGCAGCUGCAGGAGGCGAACCGGCAGGCUCAGGAAUAUCGCAGCCAGCUCCUCAAGAAGGAGCAGGAGGCGGAGGAGUACCGCCUGAAGCUGGCGGCCAUGGCGAGGCCGCACUCAGGUGACGUCACGGAACCCGUGCUGAGCGUGCUGGAGACGGAUCCGCCGCCCGGUAUCGCUGUGGAGACUGUAACCUCCUAA
Pterocles gutturalis (yellow-throated sandgrouse) is the source of this 545-nucleotide messenger RNA. RefSeq names its product GA-binding protein subunit beta-2-like. The transcript is spliced from 4 exons. NCBI's taxonomy places the organism in Eukaryota, Metazoa, Chordata, Aves, Pterocliformes, Pteroclidae. The annotation marks the transcript as partial. The record is from RefSeq and is a predicted model, not a curated record.